AAUAAGCAGGGGUUCUAAUUGAAUUUUAGUGCUGUCAGAUUUUCACGUUUCUUCCAAGCGAACCCAACAAGCUCUUUCUUCAAAAUCAAUCAAAUUCCCUCAGUUGUAAACCCAGUGACACAAAUCCUACAGCAUCAAACGAAAACCAGAAAAGCGUUGGAGUUUCUUCGGAUUUCGAAUCCCUACACAUACUUGAAUGGCAAGCACUUUGAGGUUGUAUUUGACAUGCAUAAGGAACACUCUCGAGGCAGCUAUGUGCUUGCAGAAUUUUCCCUGCCAAGAAGUUGAAAGGCAUAAUAAACCAGAGGUUGAACUCAAGACAAGCCCAGAACUUCUCCUAAAUCCUAUUUUGAUAUGUCGAAAUGAGGCUGAAAAAUGCUUAAUAGAAACUUCCAUCAAUUCGCUCCGUAUAAGCCUCAAGGUAAAACAGGCAGAUGAGCUGGAAAACAUUUUAGCUAAAAAAUUUCUUAGAUUUUUGUCAAUGAGAGCAGAAGCAUUUCAAGUGUUAAGGCGAAAGCCAAUACAGGGUUAUGACAUUAGCUUUCUCAUAACAAACUACCAUUGUGAGGAGAUGCAGAAACAAAAACUGAUAGAUUUCAUUGUGCAAUUCAUGGAAGAUAUUGAUAAAGAGAUAAGCGAAUUAAAAAUGUCAGUGAACACACGAGGGAGACUGGUUGCUACAGAGUUUCUAAAGCAAUUUAUUUAAGUAGAAUUUGUGAUACCAAUAGUUUGAUUUUGGUACUAAAACAACCAUGCCAUUCCUUCGACCCAAAUUUGAGUUUUAUUGUUUCUUGUGCUUACUUUGAUCAAUGUGUAGUGGUUAAUCUAUAAUUCUACAGUCAAUAUCUUUUACUUUGGCAGAAAGUAUUUUUCGGGUGGAUUCACAUCAAUUGGUUUGAUAAUCCUACGGUUUUGGGACUUUGA
Molecule: messenger RNA, 924 nt
Organism: Manihot esculenta (cassava)
Lineage: Eukaryota; Viridiplantae; Streptophyta; Magnoliopsida; Malpighiales; Euphorbiaceae
Product: actin-related protein 2/3 complex subunit 4
Exons: 8
Coding region: 197-706 (169 amino acids)
Biological process (GO): Arp2/3 complex-mediated actin nucleation; actin filament polymerization
Cellular component (GO): actin cytoskeleton; Arp2/3 protein complex
Molecular function (GO): actin filament binding
Source: RefSeq, a predicted model, not a curated record